AUGGUUUCUUUUACUUCUCUUUCUGCUGUCGCUCUCUUAAUCGCCUCAGGUGUGAUUGCUGCACCUUGGCAUUCCGACAUUAACUAUCACACUCAUCGUGCUCGUGGCGUUGGAGCGAAUGGCGUGAGUCUCGCUAGCUAUCAUCCACCGACCGUAUUCGAGACGUAUGGUAUCAACGGAGCAGCGUUCUCAAUCGACGACCACUCUCCAGAAGGCUUGGCCAAGUCAUUCCUUCAGGAAAAGUUGCGAGUGACUGCUGACGCAUUCACUCGCCAUGCUGGACACACUCAUGAUGGCGUCUCGUAUGAGUAUUUUACGCAGAAUAUCAAUGGCAUUCCCGUUGGGAACGCUGUGGCCAACGUUGCUAUGAAAGACGGGAAGGUUGUCUCAUACGGUUCCAGCUUUAUUGAACCAAAGAACGUAGGCCCGAAGGAACCUAUCAUCGACCAAGAAAAGGGGAUUGCGUUCGCGGAGGAGGUUGUUGGUGGAAAGUGGAAUCAGUCGCCGGUCAAACUCGAGUACAUCGCAAGGGACGACGGGUCUUGUGCUCUCACCUAUGUAGUGCAAGUCGUGGGCUCAGACGGCUCCUGGAAGGAGCUUUAUGUUAGCGCAUACGACGGCAAACUCCUCAACGUGGUUGACUUCGUCGCGGACUCGAGUUAUCACGUUGUUCCCCUCAACUGCCAAGAUCCUACUCAAUGCUACGAGGUGGUCACUAAUCCGGAGGAUAGCGAGGCUUCUCCUGAAGGCUGGCACGACAAAACUCUCAUAUCAAGCGUGACAGCAGGAAACAAUGUUAUUUCUUACAAGAACCUCCCCCUUUCAAUAACUGCCCAGUCUACCAGCAAUUAUACCUACGACUAUCCAUACGAUCCCAAGAAAGAUCCUGAGCAGGACCCAAAUGUCGAUGCCGCCCGAGUCAACACAUUCUACGUGGUAAACAAGAUGCAUGAUUUGGCAUACCAGUAUGGUUUCACCGAGUCCGCAUAUAACUUCCAGGAUGACAACUUUGACAAAGGUGGUAAGGGAAAUGACCGCGUGCUGGUAUCGGUCCAGGAUGCCUCGGGAAAGAACAACGCUAAUUUCGCAACACCGCCCGAUGGGGUGGGUGGUCAAAUGCGUAUGUUUACUUGGAACAUGACGUCCCCAAACCGGGACGGUGCUCUGGAAAACGACAUUAUCGUCCACGAAUAUACGCAUGGUAUAUCCAAUCGUCUGACUGGUGGGGGAACUGGCAGGUGCUUGCAGACUCUCGAGGCCGGCGGUAUGGGUGAGGGCUGGAGCGAUGCGAUGGCUGAACUUACCGAAGCAAAGUCGACCCCGUUGCCCAAUUUCACUCUGGGAUCAUAUGUUACGGGUAAACAGGGAGGCAUUCGUAGCCAUCCUUAUUCCACCGACAUGAAUGUGAAUCCGUUGACAUACGGAAGCCUAUCAUCGAAGAAUGAGGUUCAUGCUAUCGGAGAACUUUGGGCAGUCAUAUUACACGAUCUUCUUUCCCAUUGUGUGAAGGAAUACGGGAUUGGCAAACUUGAUCCUUCGGAAGAAAUGGGCAACUCGAUUGUAUUGCAUCUUAUCAUGGACGGCUUUUCUAUCCAGCCGUGUAACCCGACGUUCAUCGAUGCUCGAGAGGCUAUUUUACAAGCUGACCGCAACCGAUAUGAAGGCAAGUACAAGUGUGACAUAUGGGAGGCUUUCGCCAGGCGAGGUCUGGGAAAAGGUGCUCAAAAGGGUAAAUACGAGGACAACUUUGAUCUGCCCCAGGAAUGUGUUAGGUAG
Rhizoctonia solani is the source of this 1776-nucleotide messenger RNA. RefSeq names its product extracellular metalloproteinase MEP. Bases 1 to 1776 code for a protein of 591 amino acids. The record is from RefSeq and is a predicted model, not a curated record. Gene Ontology annotation, molecular function: zinc ion binding; metalloendopeptidase activity. The transcript is spliced from 13 exons. NCBI's taxonomy places the organism in Eukaryota, Fungi, Basidiomycota, Agaricomycetes, Cantharellales, Ceratobasidiaceae.